This is a messenger RNA of Rotaria socialis, 4578 nucleotides long. The record is from the annotation of a GenBank genome assembly. Lineage: Eukaryota; Metazoa; Rotifera; Eurotatoria; Philodinida; Philodinidae.
AUGACGACUUGUGAUGCGUACGUCAAUUGUGAAAUUCUUUCUCCUUGUGGUUCAAUUCCAUGUAUACAUGGUGUAUGUCGGAAUACAAAUUCAACUUCAUUUCAAUGCACAUGUGAACCUGGUUUUAGUGGUAGUACAUGUGGCACACCAGUUGAUGUUUGUACUUCGAAUCCAUGUUCCAAUGGUGGAAUUUGUCGAAAUUUAGGCAACGGAUUAUUUACGUGUUCCAAUUGUAAUAUUCCACUAUGUGUAACAGGUAGUUGUUUUAAUGCUGGCACUUGCGUUAUUCAAAAUAGUACUCUACUUUGUCAAUGUCCAUGCGGAUUUACUGGAUCUCGGUGCGAAACACCAUUUGAUAUAUGUUCCUCAACAUCAUGUCAAAAUAAUGGUACACGCAUUCUGAACAUUACAGGAUGCCAAUGCAGAUGUUUAUGUUUAUCGGCAUUUACCGGGAAUCUUUGUCAAUCUUCAAUAUUACCAGUUAAUAGAACCUAUCCAGGGCAAAUUAUUAUUCCGAUAAAUCGACCAGGAGGAUCAUCAUGGGAACUUAUUUUACAAUGUAUCGAUCAAGUUUGGAAUAGUUUGAAUGUUCUACUCGUAUGUAAUUCGCCAUUUACUCUUGUGAAUCCAACAUCAUUUUAUCCUUAUUGUUAUCAAAUGAAUCAACAAUCAUCACUUAUUACUCAACUGAAUGCUAUACAAGAUUGCAGCGAUAGAUCCGCACAACUUGUUUGGUUUCAAUCUAUUGAUGAAAUACAACAACAAUUAAUUCCAGCUCUAUUCGCUCUGGGUUUAACUAGAGAUUUUUGGACCAGCGGAAUAUUUAAUUCAAUAUUGAAUCAAUGGCAAUGGUUAUUAGCAAAUAAUAAUACUCGUAUUGCUAUUGAUCCAUCAAUUCUAACAUACUAUGGAAUUAGUUCUGCAGCUGGUCAAUCUCUUCACUAUUCAUUUGCACAAUUAUCUAAUCAACGUUUAGUUUCAAGUUCAUCAUCAGAAACUUAUUCAUCCGUUUGUAAAAUAUCUGCAACCCGCUUAUUACUAAACAAUCAAACACGUGCAAUUGAUUUAACAUCACAACAAUAUGGAUAUCAAAAUCAAACUAAAGUUAUCUUUUAUCAAUUUAAUUAUACGAUUUUUUCAACAAUUCCAUCAAAUAUUCUCAUACAACAGCCAACAGCUGCACAAUACGCAGCUAUGUGCGGUGCUAUUGGUAGUCCAUCGACUCCUGUUGAUCCAUAUAUCAUUGAUAUUUGUGGCUAUUUUCCUACGAUAACUGAUGGAAAUGUUCAAUUGUUAAUGCAAAUUAUUUCUUCAUAUUAUACAUCUCAUCGCAUAACAGCUUUAUCGGCUCAAACUUAUACUGCAAUUCCAUUAAGUGUGGAACAUUUUGUAACAAUAUCUGGCGAUUUAAUGACUCGAAUACGUUUUAUAAUAACUAGUCAGUCGUCGAUUAUUCUCGGAUCAAAUAUUGAACCCUUAGCAUCAAUUAAUGAUAUGCUUAAUACGAACAAUUAUCAAAUUUAUCAACAAUGUGUACCAUAUAUAUCGUUAAAUAUUCUUCUGCCAUUGAAUAUAUGUAUUCCAUUUAAUGAAAUUUCAUUGUGGACAAAUUUAAUUGCAAAUGCAGUUUCAGCAGCCACUGGUCAACCAAGUGUCACUGUAAUGCUGAAAGGCGUUCAACCAGGUGUAACAUCAACAGGACAACCAGCAAAUAUUGCAUAUUUUUUAAUAACCAUUAAUGGUAUGACAUACAAUCAAACAACUGCUAGUAGUCUAGCAUCGAAUCCAAUAUUGAUUUCAACAAUAUCACAAACGAAUAAUAAUUUAUUAUGCUCAAAUGCCACACAAAUACUUCCAUUACAAAAUAGUAUUCAAAAUUUUUAUGUUCCAUGUCCUAUACCACAAAUACUUCAACGUCAAUUAAAUAACGCAUUACAACAAGCUGGGAUUUAUAAUAUUAAUAUGACAAUCUUCGGUGUUGAAGAAGCAGUUGAUAAUCUUGGACAAAUUUAUCGUUUGCCAAAUAUAUACAUUCAACAACAGAAUGGAACAUGGCUUGAUGCGCCAUUGCAAUUAAAUAGUCAAUUGUAUCAGAUCUUAAUAUCUGUUCAAAUGCAACAAUUAGCCACACGCGUUUACUAUUUAUCAGAAGCUUAUUCAUAUUUUUAUUUGAAUCAAUUAACGGCGAACGAUCAAGAUUAUUUACAAAAAUUAAUAUUAACAGUAUACAAUCAACAAAGUUCUAUGACAAGUAAUAGUGUCAAAGUUUUACUUGAAGAUCCGUAUUUAAAUAUAACUUCAUUGAUAAAAAUUCAACGUGUUUAUGCAUUUUUAUUUUAUAAUGAUCAAGAUCUUGACGGAAGAUAUUUAUCAUCUUUAGUUUUAUCUCAAUCGCAAUUUAACAGUGCAUUUUUUAUACAACCACCAUUGACUUACAUAUCAAAUUUAGUACCAAUCAAUGUUGUUAAACAGCGGGAUGUACAACAAAUAACAUUUACCGGAAAAGUUAGUAAAACACUAGCAUUAACAGCAUUGACUGACUAUUGGCAAAAUCCUAUUCGACAAGGAUUAGCUAAUGCAAAUGUUUAUAUUAUACAAGUACAACAAUAUCUUGUCUAUUCAAAGGCUCAAUUCUAUACCACAAUAACAUAUAUGGUGACGACGUCAAAUGGUUAUACAGUACCAAGUGCAUGUUUUAAUCCAAAUUUAAUUCAACCCUUGAAUGGUCUAUGUGGUGCACCGAAUAAUUAUGUUGCACAAGUACCGUUCAGCUAUGCGGCAUCAUUUAUUGAUUUACGAGGAAAUUAUUUACAAGCUGAUCUUGAUCAAGAUAAUUUUCAGACAUUGAUUACAUCUGCAUUACAAAGAACAGGAAUUAGUAGUACAGUUUCAUCAAUAUUAAUCGAACCACGUUUUGGUUUUGAUAUAUCAUUAGUAACAAGAGUCUAUUACAUGGUUGUACCUAAUCAAACAAUAACACAAGAUCAAAUACAAAUUCAAUUAAAAUACAUUUUUUCAUCAAUGCAAACAAUUGAAUAUGAUUUAUAUCCAAGUGCACAAUUAUCUGUUGCACGUAGUGAUGCUCUGCAAUAUAUAGCCAAUGCUUCAUUACCGUUAACAACUUUGAUUCGCCAAGAUAUUGAAAAUUACUUAACGGCAUUUAAUCGACAAUAUGGAAUUGCAAAAAUAGUUUAUGCCGAAUCUAUCAGUGUUGGUCAAACGCGUUUUUAUCUUGUGUUUCUCAACGGUUCACAAAUAUUAACUCGAUGUGAUUUUUCCUUAUAUUAUCCCGGCGUAACAAAUACUGUUAAUGGAACAGGUGGCAUCCACAGUAUAUAUCUUGAACGAAAUGUACUUGUUGCUCAACCCAUGGCACUUGUUGAUGGUCUUGUACAAAUCUGGAUAAAUCAAAAUGUAGGUGUUCCACCAGGAACUCUAUCUAUUCAAUUACAGAAUCAAGUUCAAUAUAUUUGUUCGGGAGGACAAGAGUCAGUCAGAGUUGAUUAUAUUGUUCAAAGUCUAUUGGCAAGUGUUAAUGUGAACAAUCUGAUUCAGCCACCGAAUUCAGCAUUUGAACAACUCUAUGGAAAAUAUGUUAAUACAAGUCAUUGUGUUCCUUAUCUAGUACAUUGGCUAUAUUUAAUUGAACCACGUCCAUCAAAUGAUUUAAUUCAGUCUGCAUUACAAAAUGCGUGGCGUCAAUCCAACAAUAAUUUACUAAUUAAUGUUUCACCCGAGCUUUAUUUCGAUUCUUCGUAUUUUACGGUUAAUAAUCAAACAUUAACACGUUUGACUUAUACAAUUAAUCUAAAUGGUUCCGAUUUAUCUCCAUUAGUCGUUACAGAACCAUUGCUAAAUUCAAUUUCGCUAUCAAAUAUUUACACCGAUAUUCCAUAUAAAAAGUUUUCUAUUUAUAUUGAUGGAACUAAAUUAAAUUUAACAAGUUCAACAACAUUAUCAAUGGUAAAUCAAGCAUUAAGAACAAGUUGGUCAUUAGCUAACGGUAAUCUUUUUCCAGCAAAUCAGGUUUUGAUUCCAUCAAUUAUCUCUACUUUACUAAGUAAUGGACAAACAAAAGUUGAUUAUACAAUUGGUUUGCGUUCAGGUGAUAUUGGUAAUUAUUCACCACCAUCAGAAAGACUAUACACACAAGUAUUCAAUCAAACUGGUUUACAGACAUUAGUUUAUACACGUUACAUACCAGGAUAUUAUAAUUCGAUAGCCAACAAUAAUGAUCAAACAUCUAAUUUACCAUUUUAUUAUCGAAUAAGACAAUUGAGUGGACUUGCAUGGUGGAUUAUUUUAAUUAUAGUAAUUGGAAUAUUAACUCUUUGGUUAAUACUAUCUUUAAUUAUUUAUCUGUGUUGUCGGAAACGCUUAUGCUUAUAUCUAAACCAGUCAAAAAAUUCAUUUGAUCCUGAAACUUUCAAUUCAACAAUACAAGCAAUUGAUAUGUCUAAUCAAGAAGAAAAUAGCCAUUUUCAAUCAUCGGUAACCAUCAAACAAGAAAGUAUGGUUCGACCGGAAUUACGAGUUCGACGUUUAUCACAAGAAGAUUGGCCAUAUUUCAAUACUUAA